Molecule: messenger RNA, 768 nt
Organism: Lottia gigantea (owl limpet)
Lineage: Eukaryota; Metazoa; Mollusca; Gastropoda; Lottiidae
Exons: 6
Source: RefSeq, a predicted model, not a curated record
CAUGGAAUGGGUCAGCAUAUUUGGUUAUUAAGAAGAAAUCAUUCCUCUCAAUAUCCUUUAAGAAAUAUGUAUGAUGGUGAAUUUGUGAAUGGAUUACGCCAUGGUUUUGGAUCUUUUAGAUAUGCUAAUGGAGCAUUAUAUGAAGGCUACUGGAAAAACAACAUGAAGCAUGGAAAAGGAAAGUUCACAUUUAAAAAUGGCCGUAUCUAUGAAGGUGUAUUUGAGAAAGAUCAUAUUGUAGAAUAUCCUGAUUUUAAUGCUGAUGGUUCCACUACUCCUGAUAUUAGUCAAAUUAGAACUAGAACUCCCUUACCUUCAGACAAUGCUAGUGUACAUAGUAAUGAAAGCCGUAAUACUAUUGGUCCUAGUUUCCAAUUAGAAAUAGAUGAACUAUUAAAUAAUGAGUUUGGAGAAGGUGACAGAGAGGAAGAAGUUACUCAGCACAAACCAAAAGAACCAGCAUUAAAGAUGAGACAAUAUUUAUUUAUGAUGAAGGAUUUAAAGUUGAUAAACAAUGAUUUAGAUCCACAAGCAGUAAUAAGAGUAUUGUCAUCAGAUGAUCCUAGUGUUGAUGAUUCUGAAGGAUGUUAUAAUCUAGAACUAGAGAUGACUUUCUUGGAGUUUUUUGAAGCAUUAAUUGGCUGUGCUGAGAUAUUUGUAACAGAAGCAGUAGUUAAAGAUCCUGCAACACCUCGACCAAGUACAGCUUUGACACAAGAUCAAAGCAUGUACUCUAUACCAGUAGCUCCAUCUAGGUUGACAAGUCAU